GCGGUCCUGUAUAUCUCUCCAAGAAAAGCAUGCGCACAUGGAGGGGAUAGACAACACGUUUCAAGUUUCUCCAUAUAAAAAUUGUAUUUUUUACGUAACUUCUUAUUAUUCGUCUAGAAAACAUAAUGGCAGACACAAGUCUUGACGACUUUUUCGCGAAGAAAGACAAAGGUAAAAAGAAAAGCAAGUCUAAAACGACACCGAGUGAUAUACUGUCGAAGCAUGACAAUUUCGUCAGUGGAGAUGAUACGACGAAAGUGAAGAAGAAAAAGAAAGAGAAAGACAAACAGAACGCUGCCACGUCAAAUUCAGAUUCAGGAAAUACAGGAACUGCUUAUCCUAGAAAGGAAGAUGAAGAGUGGGUAGAUUUUGUAGAUGAAUCUGAGAAGGACUACAGUGGAUUGAGGAUACAAAACUUGCAAAUCUCUCACAAAGAAGGAGAAGAUUUAGAAGAAGAUGAUAAAGACAAUGACAAAGAUGACGACGGAGAAAGUGGAGAGAGACGUGAUCUAUCGGGUCCAUGGAACGUAUCCCAAUCAAGUCGACCUCGAGUGGAAGUUGUACCAGAAGCACCACCUAAACCAGCUGAGGAACCAUCUAAAGAAGAAGCUCCUAAAGCCCCUACAAAGUAUGUGCCUCCUGGGGCCCGUGGGUCUCAGGCUUCAGGUGAAUCUGGCAUGGGUUCAAGGGCAGCCAUGAUGAGGAGGAAGAAGGGUGCACCAAACCUUAAAAGUGAAGAUGACUUUCCAACACUUGGGGGAGGUGCACCAGAGGUGGCAUCGUGGGGUCCAACAGGGUCUGGAAAUUUUGAGCGUGUCCAAGGUGGAGGAAAACAAAUGGAUGAUCCGUCAAAAGUGAACAUGCAGCUUUCACUAGGAAACAAAUAUGCUGCUUUACAAGACUGACCCUGUGCCAGUGUAGAUUGCUUCUUUGUUGUGCUGCAUUGUGGCACAACUGAUGGGCAUUUUGACGCUGAUGCGUCAUGACAGUUCUGUUGAUCAAUUUCCAUGGUAAUGUUGCUGGUUCAUUGCCAUGGUGAUGCUCUGAUUCAUUGUUAUGAGUAUGUUGCUGGCUCAUUGUCAUCAUAAUGUCAUUGGCUCAUUACCAUAUUGUGAUGCCUUUGGUUCAUUUUCAUGGAGAUGCCACCAUGUCAUCAUAAUGAUGCCACUGGUUCCUUAUCAGAGUGAUUUCACUGGGUCAUUGUCAUGGUGAUGUCACUGGGUCAUUGUCAUGGUGAUGUCACUGGGUCAUUGUCGUGGUGAUGUCACUAGUUCAUUGUCAUGGUGAUGUCACUGGGUCAUGGUCAUGGUGAUGUCACUAGUUCAUUGUAAUGGUGAUGUCACUAGUUCAUUGUCAUGGUGAUGUCACUGGGUCAUUGUCAUUGUGAUGUCACUGGGUCAUUGUCAUGGUGAUGUCACUAUAGUUCAUUGUCAUGGUGAUGUCACUAUAGUUCAUUGUCAUGGUGAUGUCACUGGAUGGUUAUCAAAUGAUGUCUCGGUUAUCCACUGUGUAUCAGAUCAGCGGUACUGCUAGAACGUGAUGAUGGCAUCUUGGUGACAAUUUUAGUAAUAUAAACAGCCUAUUAUCCUAUACUGAGAAACUGACUACACUGUUAGUGCUAUCUGGUUUGAAGAUUUUAAAUUCACCCAGAACAUGAAUUGUUGAUUGAUAACAUUGUCAUGUUGUUAGAUACAUUCUGAAUGUCUAAACAAUUGGCAAAUCAUUAAAUCGUGCUUCAUGCUUCUAAAGAUUACUCAAAAAUGUUAUGUAAAAAGAAAAUUUGAAAUUUACCCAUGUUUUGCCUUUUAGGGACAGAAUUUUAUUUUGUGUAUAAUUACUAUAGAAUACUUAUAGGGUGCUAAUUUCCUCCGUAAGUGUGAAGUGCUGAAUGAAUACAUUUGUGUGUGCAUGUAAAAUAAGGUUUACAUUGUACAUAGACACUGAAAAGUGUUUUUCUGACUCACCAAUAUAAGGCUCCUGGGUAUGUACAUGCAUGUUUGCUCGACAUGUUUCAAUUUGUACUAGGCUAAUCGUGGAUGAUAUAUUUAACACAAGGUUGACAACUUUAGCACAUCUUAUAUAAAAGGUAAACACUGUCUUUAUGGUAUGUCUAUUUUGUUGUCAAUUAUUGGUAAUUUCUUUAACAAAAAUUAAAACUCCUACUUGUCCGACUUUAUUUCUGUGAUGGAAUGUGAUUAUAGCUGAUUUAGUAGCACAUCUAGCCCAAAGGGCCUGUGAGCUUAUACCAUGGUGCAGCGUCUUGUGUCAAUAUGUCAACUUUCUUGAGUGAAAGGGAACCAAUUUUGUAUAAACAGUGGGUCAGAAAUAAAAAUUGAAUCAACUGACGUAAGGUGAAGGUCACCGGAUAAGAGGUAAAGGUCAAAUAUAGUAUGUUUUCAAUGAUUAACAUUUUGUUAUGCAAUUAUGAAGCAAUGCUUGUUGAAAUUAAAAAAUGAUUUUGUAUCUUUUCACUAAUAAACAUUUGGUGAUAACAUAACAAGAUAAUUUGCCUGGAAUCAAUCACCAAGUCAACUGACUGAAUGUCCAGGUUGUAGGUCAAAUUUACUGUGUCCAAAGGUUAAAGGUGAAAGUCAUAAUUUGUUAUUUUUCACUAAUAAACAUUUUGUCAUGACAUACAAAGUCCAUAUGUCAAACUGAACCACAGAAAUGAUAGCUUCUUGAUGAUUGUGGGGGAUUUAUAGCCAUAUGAUGGCACCCUUGUUGACUUGUCAGUAGUCUAGUUUGCUUUGAAUUUUCUUUGGAACCAUAACGCCAAAUUAAGUUAAAGGGGAAAGUUGACAGAAAUAUAUGGUACUAAAAGCUGAUCCCAAACUGGGAAAACAGUAUGUAAUGUAACUUCUGAGUGCUACUGAAUAUCCAGGUGAGCAGUACAGGCCCUAUGUGCCUCUUGUCUCCAGAGACCUUUGCCAUAAAUCCAUUUAAGUGAAACAUUGAGAUGUACCCAGUAGAUAAAGCCAUCAGUUUUAUCUCUUCAGGUAUAUUAACAGUCCUUAGACUAAUUCACUUUCUGAAAGAAGUGGUUAUUUUGUGGAUUUUAUUUUGGAACUGGUUCUUUGUUUACACAGAAAGUGUUUCUUGUAGAUGUACAUGAAAAAUCAGUAUUGAGGAAUAUUUGAGAUGAAAUAAAAUUUGUCAUAUAAUGGAAUUCUCACAUAAAAUAUAAACCUGUUUAAAAAUGUCCUUUUGGACACAAUGUCAGAUUUAAAUAGAUACCCUCAACCCUCCAGUGACCAUUACUUUAAAUUCCAGAUGUUUUCUCGUCUGUGAGAGGAUGGAUAUCAAUAACUGUUUUGUGAAGUGUUGAUGAGAAUGUUAAUAUGACAAGCAUACCUCUGAGAACUUGGAGCCUUCAGGUGUUAUGUCCUUACCUGACCUAUACACCGGGUAUUGUGUAUUUCUGUUUAAAUCGGUCAAAUCUGUCCCACCCAUCUGGUCAUGUUAAUUACAAAUAUUACUGCUGUUUUUGUUACGCUAUAUUUUUUUCAUUACAUUUUGUCAUGUCGGGUUAGGGUCCAUGUGGCCUGAAAAAUUUUUCUGCAUAUUUUGUCUUAAAAUUUUAAAAAAAUAGUAAAUAUGUUUAAAGCAACAAAUGAUUCAUCUAGAAGAUGAGUGUUACAGUAGAUUGUUUUUCUUCAGAAUAUUAAAAUUUAUAUUAUGUUUAAUAUUGAGGAGUUCCAUAUAACCUGAAUCUUGACUACAAUAGAAAUAUUUGCAAAAACAACCAGGUACAGUAGCAUAAAUUUUAAAGAUAAAUCUUGAUAGUGUACUGGCUAAAAUUGGUGUAAUUGAUUGAAGUUCCUAUUUUUAGAAUAAUUGGUUACAGUAGAUUUGUGUAUUAGUCUCAAAAUGUUCACUUGUAGCUUACAUUCAGAUUAUCUAAUGAAUCUAAAAUCACCCAAAACCAAGAACUAAAAAAAUCAAAUGUAUUCUAAGGAUGUAUGGUGCCUUAGUUAUUUUCUAUCUUCUUUCCAAAAGAGCUACACACAAACAAAUAUGAUGUCUUAAAAGAUUCAUAAUAAGGAUUAAUUUGAAAUAAUCAGUGAUGACAUUUUCAUAAUUCUCUGGAUUUUCACACAUUGUGGUAGUUCUGAAAAUUCAACAAACAUCAAGGGAAAUAACUGUUUCUGAAAAUUUGUUUCAUUUUAAUCUAUAAAGGUAGAAGGUGCCCAAAGUUGAUAAAUGAAUACUGGUUUUUGUGCCAUAAAAAUAUUUGGCAUUCUGCUGCACUAAAGGUACAUGUAAAAUACAUUAUUGCAAAAGUAAACAACAAAAAAUGAGGUAUAUUCGGGUACUUGAAAAUUGUUAGUUUUUGUGCAUGUGAUUAUUUGAAAUAACAUCUGUGUUAUAAAGAAGCUUGCAGGUAAUCAGUAUUUAAGUUGAUAAAUAUAAAUUUUUAUGAUAUGGUUUGAAGUAUUUCAAAGGAAUAUCCACAUUUAGUGCUGAUUAAUUAUGAUUAUUAAAGAUAAGUCUAUCA
Messenger RNA from Pecten maximus, 4495 nucleotides. RefSeq names its product protein CDV3 homolog. Gene Ontology annotation, cellular component: cytoplasm. The record is from RefSeq and is a predicted model, not a curated record. The transcript is spliced from 5 exons. Lineage: Eukaryota; Metazoa; Mollusca; Bivalvia; Pectinida; Pectinidae. Bases 126 to 905 code for a protein of 259 amino acids.